GGGGGGUUUGUUGUUGUUUCGGGUUACCGUGGGAGCUGGGUCCGAGCAGGAUAAACCACCGCUGUCCUGCAUGUGUUGCCCUGGUUUUCUGUGGGACUAAAACAGCCUGACUCGCACACAGCAGCGUUGCUCAGCCCGUUCAGAGAGAGAGUAAGGGGUUGCAAAGGUGUAAAGUAGCUGCCAUUGUUUUGUGUCGCCAUGGACAUGGCUUGGCAGGUGGAGUUUCGAAAUGUGGGCUGCACCUACUUCCCUCAGAGCAGAGUCGACUGCCACUACACGCUGAGCUCGCAGCACAGCUGGGCCAACAGCGACUGGAUUGGGCUCUUCAAGGUGGGAUGGUCGUCAGUGAAGGACUAUGAAACCUUUGUUUGGGCUCUGGCCCCAGCCGAUUAUCAAGAGGGCACAGAAGCCAACUGCUGCGUGCACUUCCAGGCAUCCUAUCUGCCCAAGCCCAGUUCCCAGGAAUAUGAGUUUGUAUACGUUGAUGCUAAAGGGGAAGUGUGCUCCCGCAGCUCCAAAUUCACUUUCUGUGCACCGACGCCUCUUGAGGACAUGGUGACCCUCGAGGAAGAGUCCCACGGUGAGGAUGAAGGCACAGACAUGCUGCUGGUAAUACCCCGGGCCGAACUGCUGCAGAAUCGGUUGCAGGAGUGUCUGCGAGAGCGUGCUGAGCUGCUGCGUGAGCAGGAGGUGGCAAAUAAGCAAAGGGAGAGAGAAAAGGAGGACCACAAGAGAGAGAAGCAGGAAUGGGACAGACAGCGCAGAGGGUUGGAGCGUGAGGUCGGCAGACUGAAGGAGGAGCUGAUGCAGAGUCAUCGGAAGAUUGAGGAGAUGGAGAUGGAGCAGAAGGAUGAACAGGCUUUAGGAGAGUGUUUAGCCCAGGAGAAAGCUGCUUUAAUGGAUGCCAAGGCAGCGAAAGAACAGCUUAUAAGAGAGCUUGAAGAGGACAUCAAAACACUGACACAACGAUCAGUGGAAAGAGAGACAGAAUUGGAGAGAAUGAAAGAAAGAGCCAAGAGGGCAAUUGCCUUGAGAAAAGAGGAGGAGCAUGAAAGAAAAAACCAACAGAAUAAGCUGGAUCAGACUGAAGCUGAGCUCAGAAGUCUGUUUAAGGAGUUCCAGGUUCUCAGGAACUCCCUGGCUCAGAGAGACACCAGUGUCCUGCAGCUCCAGAACACCAUCACCACCCUCACCCAAAAACUCACUACUGCUCACAGGAAGGAGACCGAAAGUGAAGUAUUACUGAAGGAGAUGCGUAGCCUACGAGAGCGAUUUCACAUGAGCGAACGCACAGUUGAGGGCCUAAAGAGCGAUCUGAGUACCCUGGCAGCCCAAAGGGAUCGCGUACAGGCCGAACUGCACCAGACUCGAGUGCAGGCCGCCCAGCUCACCAUUCAGCUUGCAGAUGCCAGCAUGGCUUUGAGAGAAGGAAGAGCCAACUGGGCUCAGGAUAGGCAGAAUCUGCAGCACACUGCGGAGUUGGACCAGGAAAGUUUGGAGAAACUCAACACAGAGAUGCAGAAGAUGCAAGAGAGACUGCAGGAGGAAAAGAUGGAGAGGGUGAAGCUGGAAGUUGAGCUGGGUAGAGAAAAAGAUUGCAACCGGGUUCAGCUGAGUGAAACCCGGAGGGAGCUGCAGGACCUGAAAGCCAGCCAAAGGGCUGCACAGAAAGAGAAAGAACAUCUACGAGCAGAGAAACGGGAGUUGAUGGAGUACAUUUUUCAGAUGGAGCAGAAGACGGGAACAGUGACCACUGCCAGGUGGGACACCGCUCCAAUUGCCUCCACAGGGUGUCCUGAGACUGCGCUAUCUGACUCUGAGGAUGAGAGCCCAGAGGCUUUGCAGAUCCUCCAUCCGCCAAGAUCUCUUGGCCACUACAGCCUUUGCGAGCAAGGCCAGCCUGAAUCCCUGCUCCUCUCGACGCCCCCUCUCUCCCCGCGGGACGUGGACAGGAGAGCGGUGGUCAUCAACCAGCCAGCCCCGCUCUCCCUGCCACACCAGGCCAACGCUGACACUCUGCCACACAGCUCUGAUUCGGAGGAGGAAUCUGAUCCAGUCCAGCAGGGAACAAAAAACUCUGAAGAGGAAACCGCUUUUCUGUUGCCUGAGUACAAGGGCCCAUUUCUCAGCGAUCUGGCGGACACCUCGCUAUGGUGAUGGGCGAACAUCCGGCCAAGACAACAGCGAGCAUUCCGAAAGCAGGAUGGGACUGUGUUUCCAGCUGCUUCGACUAACAAGCACAUAAACAGCACAUUAAAAACGCAAGACACAACAUUAUAUGCAAUUACUCUGUAUCUGCCACCAACCUUGCCCCCCACCACCCACACCCCCGUAGACCGUUGUGUUAUUGCCUCAGCUGUGCCAGCAGCGGCAGGUCAAUGCCAUGUUUAUGACUCGCAGAAGACUGUUGCUUAGCUAGAGGCUGCAGGAAUUUUUGGGGCCCGGCAUUUGAGAGUUCGCAGGCGGGUAGCAGAAUGAUUUCCGUUGAAUCAUUGCAUCGUCGAGAGCUUUACGACGGAUGUAAUGUCGUUUUUAUGGCGAUUGUGAUUAGAAGUCACGACAGGCUCUGUAAUUAUGAUGUUUUGUGUAGAUUCGACUCUGCGGGAAAUUGUGGUUAAAGCUCUGCUCUGGCGUUAAAUCCUCCGCCUCUGGUUUGGACACUUUUCAUGGCAGCAUAAAGAAACACCACAGCGCCAUUGAAAAGGGAAAGAAAAUGCAAUAAUGCAGGCUUAUCACAUCAUAUUUCUCCACCCCUUAUCCACACCUAAAAUUUGAUAUGCACUUUUUAUUGUACAAUAUCACAGAUGAUUCAUGCAGAUGCAGUUAGGAUGAUUUAGGCUUCCUUAUAUGGACAGUGUUUAGAAUAAGUAAGCUUAUCAGCAGCUGCUAAGAUGGACAACAUGGAGCUCUCUACAUGUCAGUAAAAUUCACAUGCUAUUCAGAUCAGCUACAUUUUUUCAUUCUAUUAAUGAAGCACAAUUUUGCUUUUGUAGUCAUUAAAGAUGCUUAUUUACCGUUUAAAGAUCCUGCUUUAAAGGCUUAAUAUGCAGUCACCUACUUCCAAAUUUGUGCCUAAAAUAAUAAACUUAGAAUCAGCAUGUAGGUGUUUCCUUCUGCUCUUAUACUGCCUAAUAAAGAAAACUGCUGCCUCCCUUUUUAAUCAAUACUGUAUGCAUUUUUCAUGGUUUCAUGUUUUAAAAAUGAGUUUGAGUUAUGCUGCAAGUAAACUAUAUUCAGCUUUAGUUGGAAACCGAUCAGUUUGUGCAGUGUAGUAUAAAACAAACUUUUCAUGCUUGCCUAAGAAAAUUUGCUACUUUGAUGCUUGAUUUUAUCUGCUGUAUUUGCACCCUCUUUUUAUUAAGUAAGAGUUUUUAGACAAAAUAUUGAUGCAUAGAGACUCCGUAUGUUUGGUGUGUGUUUUUCAUAAUUUCUCCGAAUCUGAAAUUGUGUGUUAUGAUCAUAUUUUGUCUUCAUUUUGGUGUUUUUACUGUCUGUUUCCAUACCCUUACAAAACAUUUAGUGCUGGGAGUUUUACUGUUACUAAAUACUGGUGCUAAUCAAAGGGAAUUAUACAGGCUGGUUAUAUUGAAGUUACAGUGUUUUGCAAAAAUAGGCUCCUAGUAUGCUACUUUACAGCCAACGAUGCAUGGUUUUACAAACGUGUUCCACAUAGAAAUCUUAAGAGUGUGGUUUGCUUAUUUACUCUUACACACCUAAAUAAUUAAAGGGCAACCAAUUGCUUUCGGAAGUCACCUCAGUUUAAAUACAGCUGUACUGUGAAGGUCUCAGAGGUUUGCUAAAUAUAUAUUGGUGUGGCAGAAUGGCCCAGUCAAAGACCAUAUGUAAAUCUCAUUAGGAAUCUGUUGCCUGACUUCAACAUUGAUGUUCACUGUUGUUCUGCAUUUAAUCUGACUGAGCUACUUUAACCUUUUGAAGGCAGUUAGUUGCACUGUAUUUUAUUUGGGAGUAACAGAGAAAAAAUAUGAAUUUAGUUUUAUUUGCAAAUAACUUUAAAAACCAUGAAUUGUUUUUUUCCAACUUCCUAAUUAUGCACUACUUUGUUUUGGUCUAUCACAUAAAAAACCCAAUAAAAUACAAUGAAGUUUGUUAUUGUAAAUGGACAACAUGUAGAAAGGAAAGGAGAUAUGAAUAUGUUUAAAAGGCACUGUAGUUGUUAAAAAAUACUAAAAACUUUGAUGUGCAGAUGAUUAUUUCUGUCAGAGAAGAAAUGGUCUGUUAAUCUCGUCUUUCGUCACUGUGGUGUUGAGCAGCAUUAUCUGAUUUAGCAUACAGGGAAGUUUAAACUUUUCAAAGCGUGGUGUUUUUCGCAGAUCAAAGCACACAAAAUUUGUUUUCCUUGUUUGUGGUUGAACUUUCUGUCUUUAUGAAGUUUGAUCUCUGUUUGUGCCCACUGAGGGCACUCUGUUGCACACUGGAGAGGAGCUCCAGUGGCUAUUUUCUGUUUUGAAGUGUUGUGUGUGUGAAGGUUAUCCUACAUAUACGCUGAUGUGUAUAUUUUGUUUUCCCAGCCAUCUUUCCUGUCAGGUUUGGAUGGGGCUCAACAUAAUAAAAUUUGUUAAUAACUA
Girardinichthys multiradiatus is the source of this 4586-nucleotide messenger RNA. RefSeq names its product calcium binding and coiled-coil domain 1a (gene calcoco1a). Bases 199 to 2157 code for a protein of 652 amino acids. The record is from RefSeq and is a predicted model, not a curated record. NCBI's taxonomy places the organism in Eukaryota, Metazoa, Chordata, Actinopteri, Cyprinodontiformes, Goodeidae. The transcript is spliced from 15 exons.